Messenger RNA from Suillus paluster, 1392 nucleotides. Its product is annotated as DUF1479-domain-containing protein. Lineage: Eukaryota; Fungi; Basidiomycota; Agaricomycetes; Boletales; Suillaceae. The record is from RefSeq and is a predicted model, not a curated record. The coding region runs from base 1 to 1392 and encodes 463 amino acids. The transcript has 8 exons.
AUGAUGGGGGCAGCCUCACAGACGAAGCGCGUAGCCAACGAAGAAGGCACGAUCGCGGACGUUUUCACGACCCUAGGUGGUAGUGAAAUUGCACCACUUCCAGAUCGUUUCGCUCAGUUGAAGAAGGACGUGCUCAUCGAGAUGGGCGCGACCAAUGCAAGCAUUGUGCAAGCCUGGAAAGAGGUCCUGGCUGCGUUGGAAGAACGAACUGAGGAGAUUGUCAGGCUAGGGGGAAAAGCCAUUCCCCGCGUGUCGUUCACUGACAUUGAACGUGGUUUGUCUGACGCUCAAAAGGAAGACGUCAAGAAAGCUGGUGUUGUCGUAGUCACCGGCGCAGUGCCAAGAGAGGAAGCGUCACAGUGGAAAGCAUCGGUGAAGGAAUAUAUCGCCGCAAACCCCGUCAAAGGCUUUCCAGCGCACGAUAUCCAAGUAUACGAGCUCUAUAACAGUAAACCACAAAUCGCGGCGCGUACUCAUCCAGCCAUUCUUCGUACUCAGCAGGAGCUCCUCCAGCUUUGGCACGACCCAUCGGAUAAGCACGUCGACUUUAGUACCCCUAUUAGUUAUUUCGAUCGCUUGCGCAUUCGUACUCCUGGUGACACCUCGUUUUCAAUUGGCCCUCAUAUCGACGGUGGCAGUGUUGAGCACUGGGAGGAUCCUGCAUUCCGUAGGGUUUUCCGUCGAAUCUUAGAAGGCGGAACGGGUUGGAGAUCAUACGACCCAUUUGACGUUUCCUCGCGCAUGAACGCAACGCAUAAUUUAUACAGCGCAUCGAAUCAAUGUUCCGUCCUCCGUUGUUGGCAGGGAUGGACCUCACUUUCCACGACCGGCGUCGGCGAGGGUACACUUCGCGUACUUCCGAUGCUCUCCCUCGCAACGGCGUACAUAAUUCUUCGUCCUUUCUUCCGUCUUGGCCCUGCGGGUGGCGAGUGGGAGCUGGACUUAGAUAGCAACUCGUUUCCAGGUAGCGUGCUAGGGAAGACACAGGAAUUUAACGAAGAAACACACCCUCAUCUGAGACUCGGCGAGACCAUGACGAGCAUUCCGGAGGUCCAGCCUGGUGAUCAGGUUUACUGGCACUGCGACGUCGUACAUGCUGUUGAAAAGAUUCACGGUGGUCAACAGGAUUCGUCAAUUCUCUACAUUCCUGCAGUUCCGCUUUGCCUCGAAAACGCAUCAUACCUUCGGGACCAGCGAGCUAAUUUCGUGCACGGUCUUCCCUCACCUGACUUCCCCGGAGGCUCGGGCGAAUCUACAUUCACAGGACGAGCUACACUGCAGGAUAUCACCACUAGGCAAGGGCGUCAGGCUAUAGGCCUCGAGCCAUUCGUAUCAAAGGGCGUCGGAAACGACGAGCUUGUCGAUGCAGUGAAUCGUGCGUUGUUUGGUUAA